AUGGCAACUCUGGGCCGGCUGACCGCCAAGUGUUCUGGAGACAUGCUCGCCGUUUGUGAUGUGAGGUUGGGAGUGCUGGUCGACUGCGGCGGCCCUGGGGCUCUGGCGACGCCCCUAGGCCGCUCUGGCACUCGCGCGCCGGGCCUUUUGUGUGGGAAAAACUGUAAAUCCCUUCUGAUUUCUGAAUUCCUCGUCGUCAUUCAGGAAGCGCGAGCCAAUAAGAAGCUGCGCAGGCCGGUGUGGAGGUGGGCAGCCAGAAAAUCCCGCAGGCUUUUGGCUGACAGGGUACUCAGGUGGAGAGGCACGGACAGGUAUCUCAGUACGGACUCAAUUGCGGCUUGUGGUGGUGAGCGCCCAGAGGGCAAAGGCGGACGGUGGGGUGAAGGUACCUGGACGCACUGGACGAUCGAGCAAGGGUAUCAGCCAAUGCUUGUGAGGUUGGACUUCUCGGAAGGAAAGGCAAUCACAUUCAAUCGCGGUCUGCUCUUUGGGGCGUGCCGUGGUUGUACCCGCGCUGGGCAGUUGUACCGUGUCAAUUGGAGGACCAAAGAGGCCGACCUGAGGCCGACCCACCAAAAAGGUAGGCAAAGAACGGAUAGCGAGAACAGUCUGUACACAGGCGCACACGGUGACAUCGUGUGGAGGCGGGCUCAAGUCGAAUCCAAUUCGAACACUCUUCUCUUUCUACGAACGGAACGGCGGCUCCUCUGGGCUCCUGGUUCAUUCAAGGGCCGACCAACUCGUUGCUUGCUAGCAAUCAGCGACCCGUCAACGUAAUGCCCAUUGAUCCCAUUGACCAUGACCCUUUGGUUUCGGCGGUCGCGGACCCACCAUCGCUGUCGAAAAGUUGAACCCUACGUGGGCCGCAGAGCCCGUCGGUGGCCGUCAUCCCAUGGCACAAGUCGUUUCUUGCGAGCCGUGCUCUGGGCAGAAAAGUGAAGGACCAGGGAGGGACGUGCACGGUUGUGGUUCCGUAGUCCCAGCGGUCGAACUAGCAAGCAGGUACGCGGUACCUGGUGCUAGCGCAGUCUCCACGCUCUGUUCCGCUCGAUGGGGUGCCCGUCUGGAAAGUGGACUCUGUGGGUGCAUUGAAGGGUGAACUGGAAGGUGACUGCAUUGGUGGGCGGACAGGGCGCUCGCCAGGGCACCAGCACCAACAAGGACGACAAGGUACCGGGUACAGUACGAUACAGUGCCGGGGCCUGCAGCCCACUCGAUCGUAGCUGGCGAAUCCCACACUUUGGCGUGCAUGCCAAAGAAG
Messenger RNA from Neurospora hispaniola, 1261 nucleotides. RefSeq lists its product as uncharacterized. NCBI's taxonomy places the organism in Eukaryota, Fungi, Ascomycota, Sordariomycetes, Sordariales, Sordariaceae. The record is from RefSeq and is a predicted model, not a curated record. The transcript has 4 exons. Bases 1 to 777 code for a protein of 258 amino acids.